Molecule: messenger RNA, 6360 nt
Organism: Vombatus ursinus (common wombat)
Lineage: Eukaryota; Metazoa; Chordata; Mammalia; Diprotodontia; Vombatidae
Product: beta-soluble NSF attachment protein
Exons: 11
Coding region: 101-997 (298 amino acids)
Biological process (GO): synaptic transmission, glutamatergic; SNARE complex disassembly; regulation of synaptic vesicle priming
Cellular component (GO): synaptobrevin 2-SNAP-25-syntaxin-1a complex; terminal bouton; vacuolar membrane
Molecular function (GO): soluble NSF attachment protein activity; syntaxin binding
Source: RefSeq, a predicted model, not a curated record
GGCUAGCAGCUCAGGGUGCCGUUAGGCUGAGUCGUCGUGCUCCCCCGCCGUUACUCCGUUAUUCUCCACCCGGAAUCCGAAGAGUGUGAAGGCGACAGGCAUGGACAACGCGGGAAAGGAACGGGAGGCAGUCCAGCUGAUGGCGGAGGCCGAGAAGCGCGUGAAGUCCUCCCACUCGUUCUUGAGAGGGUUGUUUGGAGGAAAUACAAGAAUAGAAGAGGCUUGUGAAAUGUAUACGAGAGCUGCAAACAUGUUCAAGAUGGCCAAAAACUGGAGUGCUGCAGGAAAUGCCUUUUGUCAGGCUGCCAAGUUACAUAUGCAGCUACAGAGCAAACAUGAUUCUGCUACAAGUUUUGUGGAUGCUGGAAAUGCUUACAAAAAGGCUGAUCCACAAGAGGCUAUCAACUGCUUAAAUGCAGCCAUCGAUAUUUACACAGACAUGGGAAGAUUUACAAUUGCAGCCAAGCAUCAUAUUACAAUUGCUGAGAUAUAUGAAACUGAGCUGGUAGAUAUUGAAAAGGCUAUUGCACAUUAUGAGCAAUCAGCUGACUAUUAUAAAGGAGAAGAAUCAAACAGUUCAGCCAACAAGUGUCUUCUGAAGGUGGCGGCAUAUGCUGCUCAACUAGAACAGUACCAGAAAGCAAUUGAGAUCUAUGAGCAGGUUGGGGCAAAUACUAUGGACAAUCCUUUGUUGAAGUACAGUGCAAAAGAUUACUUCUUUAAAGCAGCUCUUUGUCACUUCAUAGUUGAUGAAUUGAAUGCUAAGCUUGCUCUCGAAAAAUAUGAAGAAAUGUUUCCAGCGUUUACUGAUUCAAGGGAAUGCAAAUUAUUAAAAAAACUGCUAGAAGCUCAUGAGGAACAGAACAGUGAAGCUUAUACUGAAGCGGUUAAAGAAUUUGACUCAAUAUCUCGCCUGGAUCAGUGGCUUACUACUAUGUUACUUCGUAUCAAAAAGUCAAUUCAAGGGGAUGGAGAAGUGGAUGGUGACCUGAAGUGAAUUGCCUAUAAUCUUUGUGGCAUGCAGCCUAACUCCUAUUUAUAUAUAUGUUAAUGGCCAGUGACCAUUACGGGAUACCCCAUUUCCCAUUAAUGGCUUCAUUUUUGUUGCAUAUAAACCAGAUGACUGCAUAUUGUUUAACAUCCCUGUGUCUAUGUUAUGAUGAAGUGGAUGAAUAAGGGUCCUCUAAUGUUGUUUGUAUGUGAUGUGGAAAUAGUAUAUAUUUGUCAGAUUUCUAAGAUCUCUGGAAAAAGAUACUUCAUGAAAUAAUAUAUUUUUCAUUCAUCUUCAGUGUUUAAAGAACCCAGGUUUUAUUUUUGCUUGAUGUUUCUGUAUGGUGCCUUAGGCUUUAGCACCAACUUAAUCAUGUAAAUAUAUGCUUUGUGCAUAUGGAAUACACAUAUUAGCAUUUUAAUCUGUACUAGCUUUAAACAUGUGUAUGUAAUGGACAGUUGUUGGGAAUGAGUUUAUCCUUUCGUUUUUAGUUAUUACAAAACUAUCUUACUGGUGCUAGUGAUUAGCUCCUUUGCUUUGUUUUUUUAAUACCCUGUUUAUGGGCAUAAAAAAAGAUUAUGUAGUGAUCUGGGUCUGUUGGUAUUACUUGUUGUCAUGAGUAUAGGGACAGCCAACAGUUUAUUUUUCUCAUGCCAGGAAAUUAAAAUCAGAUUCAGUCAUCAUCACAUACACAUAUACAUACACAUUGCUGAAAAACAUGAGGAACAGAACAUGAAGUUGGUCCAUGCAAAGAUUUUUAGAGACCUUGGCAUUGUGGCUAGAGUGCUAAAUUUAAAAGUCAGAAAAUUUCAGUUCAAACCCAGUUUCUGAUACCUAUUAUUAUCUGUGUGACUAUGGGCAAGUCACUUAGUAAUAUGUUUGAGCUUGUUUCCUUACCUAUAAAGUGGUGAUACUACCUAUGGUACCUACCUCACACUGUUGUUGUGAGGCCUUAAAUGAGAUAAUGUAUAUGAAUUAUUUUGCAAACUUUUAAUUACUAUUUAAACAUCAGUUAUUAUUAUUAUGCCCAUGUAACUUUAAUAGGUGUUUGAAAAUUUGUUACAGCAUAUUUUUCCUUUUUUUGUUUGAAGUGUUAGAACAUUUUUCAAAUAAUAAAAAAAGUUAGUGCACUGUAGUGACCAUGUGAUAGACACAGAAAAAAAAAUUCACACUCCUACCUGUUAUUUGUUGUACAAAUUACUAUAUGUAGAUAGUAUAAUAAGAUUUCCAUUUCCUCACUGUGUGUACACAUAAAGUAUAUGUGUAUUCUAUAUAAAAUGGUUGUUUUAUUCGGAAAUUUUUCUCAUUUUUGACUUAUGGUAGAAAUUGAUUCCAUCUCCAGAAUCACCAAAAAAAAAUAGUUUUUCUGACUUUUUCAAUGCCGCUGAACUCUGCUAAGAUGUUGUGCUCUUUUCUAUACAUUUGUGGUAUGUCAGGGAAAGGUAGGCUUUUAGGAUUGUUGGCAAUGAGUUAGAUGCAUUUAUUUGGUUUAAUUAAUGAGUCGGGUGUUGCUCUUUUUUUCUCAUGCUUAUCCUUUUGUUUGGGAAGUCAAAUAAAUUUGCUAGAGGACCAUCAUGAAUCUCUCAGCAGAUGAUUGCAUAUUGGAAAUGUUUCAAUGUUUGAAGCUAUUUGGGUUAUCUGUAUUUUCAAGUCUUCAUAUACGAAUCUAUCCUAGCUGUGAGGUUAUGAAACAGAUGCUGUAUGUAGACAUAGUAAUGUUUCUAGCCUAUCACUGUGCUGCUGUUAAUAUUUCUUAGGCUGAAAUGGCCAUGUUGAAAUUUUUAGAUUGCCUGUUUUAAACUAUAUUUCCCUAUUAAAGACAUAAAUGUUUUGGGUGACAAUGGAGCAAUCACAAGUACUAAUGAUGUGGAAUUUGAAUGUAUGGUAUGUUGUUUUGUGGACAUUCCCAAUUUAAAAGAUCUCUUUAUAAUCACUGUUUGUUUUCUUAAAAGUUAACAGAAUAAUUUUCCUUGGAUUAAAAUAAUGGUAUAUUUUAGAGACCAAGAAAGACCAAAAAAUGGAUAUUAUUGGAGAUGUAAGAGCAAAUGGAAUUGAUUAUCAAUCUUGGUGGUGAACAGGUGACUCUUCUACACAUAGCAAUACUGAGUUUUUUUACUUUGUAUACUUUUUCCUGCCUAUUUUUAGCCACUUGGUAAUUAAAUAAAGAACAAGGUUAGUUGAUUUUGCCAUGAUUUUAGCUUUACGUAAUUGUAUAUAAUUUCUGGGCUUUUCAUUCUAGUUUGUGUAAGCCUUUAGUCCCCACCUGUAACUGCGUGCAUAUCACAGGGAAUCCAUAGCCAGAAAGUCUAGUGGACUGCCCUUUGCAAAAUACAGUGGAGAAGAGAAAGUGAGGAAAAUAAACCUGAUUUGGCAGCUUUUCAAAUAUUAUUUUGGCAGUUCUUUUUCAGUUUUUAGAAAACUAAAAAAUGUCAUCAUAAAAUGUCUGUGUAAUGAUUGUUGAAAUUACAUGCUCAGAGGCAUCAGGAGAUUUAUUUACAGGUUACUGUGAGAAUUUGGUUUAAUACCAUUUCUGACUUUGGAAAGAAACACUUCUCACUAAAUUUAUACACUGAUUUCAUCUGCCUGCUUCUCUUCUGCAAAUGUAUUUAUUGAUUGUGAUAAAUGUAAAGAAUGACAAUUAGUUUUGUCCCUUUUAUACUUCUGAGGUUAGUGAGAAAUAGUGAAUUGUCCUGACACCUUUAGGUAUAAUUAAAGGAGACAGUGUGGUAAAGUGGAAAGAUCAUUAGGUGUGCCGAUUUGCUUAAGUUAAUUGUACUUUUUUGCUAUAGGAGAGGAUUGUGUUUUGGUGAAGUAGUGCUAGGAAAUACAUGGUGUUAAAAAAAAUAUCAAUAAAACUAUUUUUUUUUUAAAAAAAAGUAUUAGACUGAGAAUUGAGGAAGAGGCUUGGGUUGUGCUUUGGUUCAUUUAUCCAAGAAAUAAUUAUGGGGAGCACCUUCUUUGUGCAAUACAUUGUGAUAGGCACUGUUCUGUAGGACUCUGCCUUUUUUCUCAAGGUAGAUAAAAUCUGUUGGGGGAUGCUUACAUUAAAUGUAAGGAAAAAUGUUAUAGUUCUGUGAGAGUGAUUCAAAGUUCAGAGAUUGACAAGAUUCUCUUGGACUGAAGUGAUCAUGGACGAAUGCUUGGAGAAUGUGGUAUUUGAACUGGAACUUGAAGGAUGAGUAUGAUGUUGGCUGAAGAUAAUGGAAAAAAAAGGAAGAAGUAAAGGGCACAUAAUGAGCAAUGAUAGGGCAGGGCAAGGCAAGUCAUAUUCAAGAAGUGACAAACAGUCCAUUUUGGUUGGAUUGUGGAGUAUGUGUAGGAGGAUAAGAAGAGAGAAGGUUGAAGAGGUAGACUGAGGUCAGACCGUAGAGUGCCCUAAAUACCAGACAGAGGCAUUUGCACUGUACUCAAUAAGCAGUGGGGAGCUAUGAAAAGUUUUUGAACUUAUUAAAGAAUAAUGAUGAAAGUAGUAAUACUUUAGUAUUUGUUUGGCAGGGGCUUGUAGAAUUGGAAGAUAAAGAGACUAGAGUCAGGGAUACCUGUUAGGAGGCUGUUAUAGUAAUCUAGGCUGGUAAUACAGAUAUUGAAAAAGGAGAAUGGGAUAGGAAGGAAGAAGUCACAACUGGGCUGACCAAUGAACCUUGAAGGAACCUUCCAGUUCUAAAAUUCUACAAAAUAUAAUUAUCAGUUAAAUCUCAAAUCAGCAUUUACUAAGUACCUUCUCUGUGGGCAGAACAUUGUAGUAUGUGCUGUGGCUAUGGCAGAUAAGUAUAAUAUGCAAUGUUACAUGAUAAGUACAUUGUAGUUGCAAAACAAAAUGCUUUGUGAGGUCUGAGAAGGGUGGAUUUUUACUCGGGCUAUGAAACCAGAAAUUUUUUUAGAACACCAUAAUAUAAAUUAGAAAUUGAAAUGGAGCACAACACACUAUUUCAAGAAACUACUGUUGCUUUCCUUUGAAAUAACUUAAAAAAAAAAUGAUCUUUCCUCAAACCACAUUGGGCUAAAGGCAAGAUAACCGAAGAAUAAAAUCAGGUUUUUGUAAUACUCGGUUGUACAGAAAAAAUAUACUUUUAAUCUCAGACAAUAUACAUAAACACUUUUAUGUGAUGAUCUGAUAGUAUGGUACUUGCCAGAAAAUUAUCAGGAUUGGAGGGCUGUUAUUCAUUUGCCAGUGUAGUUGACUUUCUUCUCCUUACUUAUGGAAUUUUAUUAAAGGCACUGUGGGCUUCCAUUCCUCUUGUGUGCUAACAUGCAUUUUCUCCAAGCUUCUGUUUUGCAAGAUAUGGUAAAGAUAAUUUUAAUCACUGAUUUUUUUCUUCUAAGUAAGCUCUGUUUAUUCUCCUUUAUCAACACCCGACACUGUCAGUUCACCACAGACUAAUAAGUGACAUGACACUUUGUUUUAAGGAUUCAUGUAUGUUAAGGGGUCACUAUCACAAUCUGUGUUGCAACAAAUGUUGUUUCAGUACAGUAUCAAUGCUUAUUAAGAGCUAAUAGCUAUUUGUAGCCCAGAAGCAUAGGAAAAUAAUUCUUAUUGAUGGAACGAACUAGCCAAAGGAUAAAGAUAUAUAUUCAUCCAAAAAUAUAAACAAACAAAACAAUCCCAAACUAGAAUAGUGAAUAUAAAUUUAAUUGCAUUGAAUUACUAUCCCAAUAUAAUGGAAUAGUGCCAUAUUUCUUUCAAUAAGCUAAGAAGUUGGAUUUUCAAGACUCAUAAGAUUUUCUUUACAAACAAUAGUAAUAAUUAUGGGAUUAUGUUAAAGUUUUUGUAUUUUAGCAAGUCUGACUCUCAUUUAUGGUAAAUAUUUUUCCAUGGAUCAACCAAGUUAUUUGAAAAAGCUUACACUUGGUUAUUCAUGGUCAAAGAUGAUAGUCACAGGUAAAAUUUCUUACAGAAAAGCAUUGCUUUUGUGGAAAUGUUUUUACAACCUGUCUCUUGAUUUCCUUUUUUGUGGUUACUUUUUUAUUUAUCAUAUGAUAUGAAAACAGUAUUUUUGCACAAUUGUGAUAUGCAUAAAUGAUCUCUGAUAGUAUAGCCAACUAUAUGCACUAGCUUUUGUGGUGUUUAACAGUGCGUUUUCUCUGCUGUUGUGCACAUAUUUGUCUAAAUGUAAAACAUGAUUUUUGUAGAUUUGGCAGUCUAGCAUGUCAAUUAUAAUGUAAUUACCCUGUGUUAUAAAUGGUGAUAACAGCAGUUUUCAUAUCUUGUAAAGUACAGAGAAUAAAGCUGCUGAUAUUCCUCCUAUCACUUUCUAAUAGGUCAGAAAACUUAUCAUGAAAACCAUUUAAUAACAACUCUGCCUUAGCAGGAACAGAUUGUGUAUGUUUUGUGUGAACUUGUAUAGUAAUAAAGUCAAAAUUAUGAUUAA